AUGCCGCCUCCCGUUGAAGAUUUCUCAGACGCAGAGUCUGGCGACGUCCCAUUUGCCAAGGAAGAACUUAAGGAAGAAGUUGAGAAAGAAGUAAAGGCGAAAGUCGAAAACGGGGACGAGGACGAGGAUAGCGAUGAUGGUGACGAUGAGGACGUAUACAUCGUUGAGAAGAUCGCCGAGCACAACUUUUCCGAAGAAGGAGUUCUUCUCCUCCGUGUGAAGUGGAAAGGGUAUGAGAAGGCAGCAGAUAUGACAUGGGAGCCAGAAGAUGGUCUGAUGGACGGCGCGAAGGAUGUUGUGGAGCAGUACUACAAGAAGAUCGGUGGACGCCCGGACAAGCCCUCGUCAAAGGCCGCUCCAAAGGCAGGUCGCAAACGCAAAUCUUUGGGAGAAACCAAGUCAACAGCACCCCCAGCUUCACAAAAUGAAUCCAAGAAACGUCGAAAGUCAGCCCCAAGAACUCCUGCUUCGGAGACACCGGCUUUGACCGAGGACAACAGCGACGAAGACACGGAGAACUGGCUGCCAAAGGGUAACAACUGGGACAGGGAAGUGAAUUGCGUCGAUACUAUUGUUCGCGGUGAAGACAACAAAACUCUAUUCGCUUUGUUAUUGUGGACCAAUGGCAAGAAAACCAAGGUGUCCGUGGAGACAUGCUAUGACAAAUGCCCCAAGAAGAUGCUUAGGUUUUAUGAACAGCACUUGGUCUUUAAGGAUAACGAGAGCUAG
This is a messenger RNA of Penicillium angulare, 729 nucleotides long. Its product is annotated as chromo domain-containing protein. Gene Ontology annotation, cellular component: pericentric heterochromatin; nucleus. Gene Ontology annotation, biological process: negative regulation of transcription by RNA polymerase II; chromatin organization. Bases 1 to 729 code for a protein of 242 amino acids. The transcript has 7 exons. NCBI's taxonomy places the organism in Eukaryota, Fungi, Ascomycota, Eurotiomycetes, Eurotiales, Aspergillaceae. Gene Ontology annotation, molecular function: chromatin binding. The record is from RefSeq and is a predicted model, not a curated record.